UGAAAAUAGGAUUAGUUAGUUAUUUACCAAUGGCGAACGACUCUGUCUCUCGCUUCGCCACCAAGAUCGGCAACCUGUUCCGGCCGCUUGCUGCAGAGAUGAUAAGAGUAUCAUUAUCAGAUCUUGCAGCGAGAUCUAUGCCCGAGGUACAGCGAUAUAAAUUAGAAGGUAUUAAAGUGAUUUUGAAGAAUAUCAAAGGGCUGCUGUAUGAUUCGGGGCGCCAGAUCAGGGAAGAUGAUAUCAAACUGUGGCUGAAGGAGCUCCAAGAUUUGGUCAUCGAGGUUGAAGAUUUGGUGGAUGAUUAUCAAUACAAGAUGUUCCAACGCGAAGCGGAAUUUCUUAAUAAAAUCGAGCAGCCGUCAGGUUACGUAUCUUCAGAUCCUUUGCGGGGACUUGAUGGAGGGGCAAUGCAUUCCCCGGGACUCGACGGAGCGGCAAAGUCGUGUAUAAUAGACUCUUGCCCGGGACUUGGAGGAGGGGCAAGGUCUUCAAUACAUCCUUCUCCGGAACUUAGCGUAGGAGCAAGUCAUUCUUCGGGACUUGAUGUAGGGACAAGUCAUCAUUCGGGUAUAACAGACUUUUCCUCGGGAUUUGGUGGAGGGGCAAGGUCUACAAUAGACCCUUCUCCAGAAUUUUCCUCGGGACUUGGUGGAGGGGCAAGGUCUACCAUAGAUCCUUCUCCAGAAUUUUUUACAAUAGACCCUUCUCCAGAUUUUUCCCCGGAACUUGACGGGAGGAGGAGGAUCGGAUUCUUUGGUCCUCAUUCUUCGUUAUUGGAUCAGUUGUUGGAUCAACAUAAAAAGAUUGAUAAGAUAAUCUCAUCCUGGAAGAAGGAGGAGGAGGUAAUUUCCUGUAUAACAACAGACCCUUCCUCGGGACUUGACGGAGGGGCAAGGCAUUCCCCGGGAUUUAGGGAGGUGGUAGGGCCGUCUACGAUACGGAAUGAGGUAGACGCUUCUCCAAUCAAGGGUCCAUUCAAUAUUGUUGUCAGGAUUGCAUGGGUGAAACACAAUCUCCUCGCACAACUCCAGAAGUCCCAGAAAUUCGCAAGCCACCUGCUGCUAGUUUCGCAAGAGAAUCAAGAUUCUGAGAAGUUGCAAAGGGUAAGAGAGUUUCUUCUUGCAGAGUCAUCGAGUCAGAAAUCAACCAAAGAUUUGAACUACUUUCCGGCGGAUACCAUCCGUGGAAGGAAGCAUUACAAUGCUUUUGAUGUAACUAAACAAAUCUAUGGGAGGAACAGGGACAAGGAGUUUAUCAUUAGUUGGCUAUUCAGUACAAAUUCCAGAUUUUCUCUAUUUGAGGAUGAACGCAGUAGAAAUAAGUUCUCUGCUAUUUCGAUAGUCGGCGAGGCAGGUGUUGGAAAAACAACCCUAGCUAAGGAAGUAUACAACGAUCCCCUCAUAUGCAAAUACUUCAACUCAAGAGUCUGGCUUCACUUCACUGAGGAAUCUGAUGCUGUAAGCUUUUCAAAAGCAUUUUUUGUCUCUAUAACGGGAAAGUCAUGUGAUGGUAAACUACCGGUUCAUCUUCAAAGUGUUAUGAAGGAAGAACUAAAGGGAAAAAAGCUUUUGCUCGUGCUGGAUGAUCUUCAGGACCUGAAUCCGAGACUGUGGGAAUACUUGCAAGCUCCCUUAGCUGGUGUCAGAAUGGCCAAGUUUAUAAUUACUUCCCGGACUGAGCUAGAAGCUAGCAAAUUAAGAGGAAUCGAAUCUUAUCCAUUGGGUUGCUUGCCUCUAGAUCUGUCAUGGGAUUUAUUCCAGCACUGUGCAUUUCGUGAAGAUUCCAGUCACCCACCUAAGCUCAUUGAAAUCGGAAAACGUAUUGUUCAAGAGUGUAGGGGAUUGCCUAUAGCUGUGAAAACUCUUGGAAGUGUUCUUGGCUAUCAAAUGGAUAAACAGAUAUGGUUAGAUGUUUUGGAUAGUGAAUUGUGGGAAUUACAAGAAACUGAAACUGACAUUUCUCCAGCUCUUCAGUUGAGCUACUAUCUAUUGCCCACUUACUUGAAACCGUGUUUCCUCUACUGUUCUCUUUUUCCUAGAGGAUAUAAGUUUGAUAAAUAUGAGUUAGUCAGAUUGUGGAUGGCACAAGGUUACAUUCAGCAUGAGUAUGGUCAAAGUCUGGAAACCGUUGGUUGUAAUUACUUCCAUGAGUUGCAGAUGCUAACAAUUUUUGACAGAUCAUGGGAUGGGACAUUCACAAUCCAUAACUUGCUAUACGAUGUGUCGAGGUAUAUGUCAAAUGGAGAAUGCUCUUCCUUGCCAUAUGGGAAGAUGUAUAAGGACUCAGGUAAAAUUCGUCAAUUAUACGUGACAAGUAGCAAGGGGACAAAUGAACUCCAGUCUUCUAAUGCAAACUUGACAUUGCAGUUAUUAUAUAAAAGUUUAGGUGGUUUCCUACCUAAUGAUAUUUUAACUAUGACGUUGAUCGAGUCCGUGCAAGGCAUUCGGGCCUUGGAGUUGACAUGUCAUGGAGAUUCUUCAAUAGCUGAAACAAUUCAGGAGAAAGCAUUGGAUAAACUUAAUGCAUCUUCGGUAUCAAGCCUAAGAUUCAUUCACCUGCGAUAUCUUCGAAUUUGUGAUAGAUUUAUUGAACUCCUUCCUGCAGCCGUGUGCGAGCUUUACAACCUCCAGACACUGACCUUGGACAAAUGUUUAAAGUUAAUAGAACUACCAAGUGACAUAGGCAAGCUUGUUAACCUACGGUAUCUUGGACUUUCUGAAGCAAACAUUGAAAAGUUGCCGAAAUCUGUUUAUCAAUUGCGAAACCUUCAAUCCUUGAAAGUUGAUUAUUGCAGAAAUCUGAAGGAUCUACCCUACAACAUUGGCAGUCUUGUCAAUCUUUGCCAUCUCAGGCUUUCUGGAACAUCUAUCAAAAGGUUGCCUAGAUCUGUACAUUGCCUAUCCAAACUGUCAACACUAAAAUUGGACCAAUGCAAAAUCCUAAUGGCGUUACCCAGUUCCAUAGGAAACCUUGUGAACCUUAGACAUGUUACAGCUUGUAAGACAAAAAUCACAAAACUACCUGAGUCCAUCUGUUUAUUGUUCAACCUACUCACUUUAGAUUUGGCUUACAGCAAUCUUUCAGAGUUACCCAAUGACAUAGGUAACCUCUCCAACUUGAAUUACCUUGCACUUUCAUAUACAAAUAUUUCUAUUCUUCCAGAGUCAUUAUGUUACUUGUAUAGACUUCGUAUAUUGAAGUUGAAUGGUUGCACAAAUCUUUCUCAAUUACCGAGUGGUAUUGGAGCCUUGAAAAGAUUAAGCCAUCUGGUAGUUUCUGGCAUCAAUAUUGAACAGUUGCCUGCAUCUGUAUGCCAAUUGUUGAACCUGGAAGUUCUUGAGAUGGAUGGCUGCAGAAAAUUUUUCAGUUUACCUGAUGGCAUUGGCUAUCUUACUAAACUGCAUCAACUUAAGCUCUCGGAUACAGAAAUACAAGAGUUACCUGAAUCUAUAGGUCAGCUAUCUAACCUGCAAAAUCUGGAGCUAAAUGGUUGCCAAAGGCUCUGCAAGUUACCUGAGAGUAUUGGAGAUCUUUCAGAACUUAGUAAUCUAGAAGUCACAGAGACAAAAAUCAAGGCUUUGCCUGCAUCAUUCUGUCAGCUUUCUAAUCUGAAAGUGCUAAAUCUGAAUGGUAAUUUGGAUCUUCAAGAGUUGCCCAGUGGCAUUGAAAACCUUGCUAAUUUGUGUCAACUUGAACUUUCUGAAGUUGGCAUUGAGGUACUUCCCAGAUGCAUUGUCAGAUUGACUAACCUAGAGAAGUUGACUUUUGAGCACAAGCAGAAACCAUUUGAGAAUUAUCAGUUAUAAACUUACUAAAGAAGACACUCUCUACUGAUGUGUUCUUUCCACUUGCAGCCUUGGUGCAGUAGUUAAAUGGAGCUCCAUUUCAGCUGAUAACUCAAACCAAAAAAGAAGGUUAGCUGAGUUAGAUUCACUUGUUGUGCAAGGUUCAAUAUGUUCAACUAAAUCAUUUCUGCAGUUUCAUUUCAUUCAUUACUUCCAAUCCUUUCCACCAAGAGCAAUCUAACAAACUAUUUAAUGCACCCCCACCCCCACAUGGUUAGUUCCUCAAUAGCUUCAAGCUCUCCAUUGAAGGGGAGGUGCACAUGACCCUGUCCCAAAACCUCCCCUUUUGCGAUCUUCAAUUUAAUUCCUGGUCCACCCAAAUCCAAUCCCCUGGCCUUUCCCUUUCCCCUGGCAUCAAGACAAGAUUUGCAGGAUAAAGCCCACAUGCACCGAAAUCUCUCCUCACCAGCAUUGAAUUCAUGUAGUUUGUGUACAAGAAUUGAUCCCUCGGCACGCCACUGCAUGUGAGGUGAACUCAUGGAGGGCACUGAUUUGAUGCUUGGAACCUCGCUGCUCCAAAAUCCCUUGAAGACUGUAAAUGUCGAGCCAGGCUUGGCUGGAACUUGCACAGUCACGUAGAGAAGCAGAAAAAGGCAUUGGUUGUCAUCUGAUGAGACUCAAUCCAGCCAAACUGAGGAGAAUUAGAUUGUGAAUGAGCCAAGCUCAACUAAAUUUUAUAUUGUUCAAAUUUAUUUAAAAAGAUAAGUGAGCUAAGUCAAGUCAAGUUAAAAUGAAUCAAGUUGUUGAAACGACUCUUUAAGCUUUACUUAAUUUCUUUUUACGAGUUUGAGCUUGAUUUGCUUA
This is a messenger RNA of Zingiber officinale, 4649 nucleotides long. RefSeq names its product putative disease resistance protein RGA3. NCBI's taxonomy places the organism in Eukaryota, Viridiplantae, Streptophyta, Magnoliopsida, Zingiberales, Zingiberaceae. The transcript has 3 exons. Gene Ontology annotation, molecular function: ADP binding. Bases 30 to 3806 code for a protein of 1258 amino acids. The record is from RefSeq and is a predicted model, not a curated record. Gene Ontology annotation, biological process: defense response to fungus.